AUGUUUUCUGAACAAGAUAUAUGUAAAUGGAUUAGUAUUCAUAGUAAACAGACCAAUACAAGCUGGUGUGUGAACAAUAAAUUGUCAAACAGUGAAAGUUCAAGAUAUGUUUGUAGAAAAGUUUAUAUGUGUCACCAUAGUGGAUUUAAUAAAGUUAGUAUUGACAACAACAAAAAAGGGAGAUCAAAAAACACAGAAUGCAAAGCUCAAAUUGACAUUAAAAUUAAACUUAAUACUAAGGACACAAGAAAAAAGGAUAAAUAUAUUAGAGAUGGUUUACCAGCAGUUGUUAUAUUUGUGAAUGAACAUAACCAUAAUUUAGCUUCUGCUGAAGCUUUAUCUUUUUUAAGACCUACCAAUGAAGUUAGAAUAAUAUAUGAAAAUUAUUUCAAUGAUGGUUUAGGUGAGUAUUUAUCUCCUCUAUAA
Molecule: messenger RNA, 426 nt
Organism: Macrosiphum euphorbiae (potato aphid)
Lineage: Eukaryota; Metazoa; Arthropoda; Insecta; Hemiptera; Aphididae
Source: the annotation of a GenBank genome assembly